Molecule: messenger RNA, 1155 nt
Organism: Diaporthe citri
Lineage: Eukaryota; Fungi; Ascomycota; Sordariomycetes; Diaporthales; Diaporthaceae
Exons: 5
Coding region: 1-1155 (384 amino acids)
Biological process (GO): formaldehyde catabolic process
Cellular component (GO): cytosol
Molecular function (GO): zinc ion binding; S-(hydroxymethyl)glutathione dehydrogenase [NAD(P)+] activity
Source: RefSeq, a predicted model, not a curated record
AUGACCAUGGCGUCGACAGUAGGAAAGACUAUUACUUGCAAGGCCGCCGUGGCGUGGGAAGCCGGCAAGGAGCUGAGCAUCGAGAACAUUGAGGUCGCGCCGCCCAAGGCACAUGAAGUCCGAAUCGAGAUCUACCACACCGGAGUCUGUCACACAGAUGCGUACACUCUCUCAGGAAACGACCCCGAGGGAGCUUUCCCCAUUAUUCUCGGGCACGAGGGCGCCGGCAUUGUUGAAUCAGUAGGCGAGGGCGUCACCAGCGUGAAACCUGGCGACCACGUCGUCGCCCUGUACACGCCGGAAUGUAAAGAGUGCAAGUUCUGCAAGUCCGGCAAGACGAACCUCUGCGGCAAGAUCCGCGCCACGCAGGGCCAGGGUCUCAUGCCCGACGGCACGUCGCGGUUCCGGUGCAAGGGCAAGGACCUGCUGCACUUUAUGGGCUGCUCGACCUUCUCGCAGUACACGGUCGUGGCAGACAUCUCGGUUGUGGCGGUGCAGCAGGACGCGCCGAUGGAGAAGACGUGCCUGCUCGGGUGCGGCAUCACGACCGGCUACGGAGCGGCGCGGAUCACGGCCAAGGUGGAGGAAGGGUCCAACAUCGCCGUGUUCGGCGCCGGGUGCGUGGGGCUCAGCGUGGUCCAGGGCGCGGUCGCGCAGAAGGCCGGCAAGAUCAUCGUCGUCGACCUCAACCCGGACAAGGAGGAGUGGAGCAGGAAGUUCGGCGCGACCGACUUCCUCAACCCGUCCAAGCUGCCCGAGGGCACCAGUGUCGUCGACAAGCUGAUCGAGAUGACCGACGGCGGGUGCGACUACACCUUCGACUGCACGGGCAACGUCGGCGUCAUGCGCACCGCCCUGGAGGCGUGCCACAAGGGCUGGGGCCAGUCCAUCGUCAUUGGCGUCGCGGCGGCCGGGCAGGAGAUACAGACCCGACCGUUCCAACUCGUGACCGGUCGCGUCUGGCGCGGCUGCGCCUUCGGCGGCGUCAAGGGCCGCUCGCAGCUGCCUGGCCUUGUGCAGGACUACCUGGACGGGCGGCUCAAGGUCGACGAGUUCAUCACCCACCGGCAGAAGCUCGACGACAUCAACACCUCCUUCCAGGUUAUGAAGAGCGGCGAAUGCAUCCGUGCUGUGGUGGACAUGCGGGGUAAGUAG